Agrilus planipennis (emerald ash borer) is the source of this 8194-nucleotide messenger RNA. RefSeq lists its product as uncharacterized. The coding region runs from base 3031 to 6474 and encodes 1147 amino acids. Lineage: Eukaryota; Metazoa; Arthropoda; Insecta; Coleoptera; Buprestidae. The transcript is spliced from 8 exons. The record is from RefSeq and is a predicted model, not a curated record.
AUAGGAAGGAGUGGAGGUGCAUAUCCAACCAGUCUUAGGACUGACGAUCCUAUGAUGAUGAUGACAUUUCUCAAUAUGCUCACCAUGCGUGAACAACGCUUACAAUUCCAAACACAAACAAUUGUUGGUUGCGAAAACCUAAGGCAAAACAGAAUCAAUCGUCUAAUUUUGAUAGUAUGGUUUAGUGUUUUUCAUAUAUGUAUUACAGUUUUUUAAAUGAUUGAUUUGCUGUGCCUAUAUAACACACAGCAUUCAAUAUUUAUUCCCUGUCUAAAAGAAUAAUGUGAGCUUUUAACAAUAAUUUAGCACCUAUUUCACCAAUAUCUGAAUUUUACCGUGCAUUAUUUUACAAAUGCUUUUAACAAAUAAUUUCAAACAAACGCAGUCGGCAUCAUAAAGUGAUCGAAUUAACCAAUGCUAAUUUGUACUACUUGAUAUAUGCUAUUAAUUAAUUAGCAGGCAUGUAUGGUAAGCCAAUACUUGUUAUGUUUGAGUUACCUACCCAAAGGAGUCACUCAAGGAGAUACUAAGUGUAAGAUUUCAAAUUCGAGGGAUAUGCAGCAAAUCUGUUUACAUUUCAAAUUCCUCCAUUAGUCAAGGAUCGAACAACCUUUCCGUAGUCUAUUCUAGGAAUGAAAUAAAUCUGAAUUUCAAUGGUUUAAACAUUAUAGUUAUUAUUAUUAUCUUUUUAAUUACGGUUUGUUUUUGAUAAUACCUUAAAUGGUUAGUACUUAAAUCCAUACGGCAUAUACAGGAAUAACUAACUUUUCUAAAGCAUUUUUUUUAAAACGUGAAGUAUGAAUAUUUGCCAAUCCUUUACUCACAAAAUAAUUUUAUAAGAAAGAAACAAAAAGCAUAUAUCUCAACAUGUAAUAUACUCGACAUUUAUUUUUAGCAAGUCGAUCGUUUUCAAAAUGACUAGGUCGAAACAAUUUUAUCGAAUAUUUAUGUUAUAACGUAACUACUACUCCUUCAAAAACUCUUGUUUUGCUUUUCUCUAUAUUAACAUGUUUCUUCGAGAAUACACCUACGAUAGGUAAGUAUUUUUAAUAACUAAUACAAGCUUUAUUUAGAAAAGAGUUUCCGCGACCAAUACUUUUUGAGUCAUGACUUUGUUGAAGCUCCGGGUCCAAAUGCCACUGGUGGUAUUGCCAGCAUUAAAUAGUGAAAAGUAGAUUGCCACUCACCAAGGCAAAACAGCCCCAAAAAUUAAAAUAUUUGCAAAUUCAGAUGGUUUAAUUGUCACGUGUUUAGUCAAUCUAGUUAAAAAAGAUUUUUUUUUUAAUAUGACUUAAUGUGUGAAUCGAUUUUAAUUAUUCUUUCAUUAUUAGAAAAUAAUAGGUCAUACCUCAAAGAUGGGCCCAUUAAAGUUUGAAGAAAAUAUUCCACCUUAUUUGACUUUUAGUUUAAGUUAAGUAAGGAAAAUUGUUCACAUUUGGCCCAAAUGCCUUUAAUGUACGCAUUAUUUUAUUAAAUUACGCAAUAGACGUCAGCACAGAAAAGGAGAAUUAUUUUCCGAUAGGGAUGAGUUGGGAUCUCAAUAAAUUACUGUUUCAAGAAUUUAAUUUUCUUUGGAAAAUAGAGCAUCGUUUUCCUUCAAUAUCACGUACACAUCUAUUUAUAUGCUUUCUUGAAUCUUUCGUCGUGAUGAUAUUAAGUAUUUAUAGUCGCCCUGCAGAACUAUCAUUUAUUCUGUAUGCUGUGUAGUGCGAUUGUAGGCGAUUGUUCAUAUUGAUGGAUAAAACAAGCGAAUUAGCAAGAAGUGGGUUACAUGCCAGUAAACAGGGAAAUCGAGAUUGCGACAUUCAAUUCAUCAGGCAAGAUAUCGAGAUAAGCUGCUACCGACAGGUGUUAAACAAAGAUUCGGAUUUGAGAUGUCUGUACCACUCCAGGUUCCAUUAAUUUCACUGCAUUAAGCGGAACGACGUACGUACCACGCUCUUCAUCUAAAAUCGACGGUUUAUCGAGAAUGUUCAUCAGGAAUGCUUUACGGAAAUUAUGCUGCUAAUAGGCAUACCGCCUUUAGAAGUAAAUUAAGUUCGUUCUGCCAAUUUCAAGUAUCUCCUGCUUCUACGUUAUAAACAAAUGUUGUAAAUUCUUACACAUAAUGUUUGUUAAUAAAUUCGAUUGUUUCAAUAUUUGAUAACAAAUCGAAGAUAAGAGGUAAACGCUUUUAUUAUUAACUUCAUAAUAAAGUAACGUUUCGUCUUAUAGUUUUGAGGCUUCAUUAAGGUAAAAACCUGUACUCUUUAAUAGCUUCGAUUUAUUACAUAUUUAGAAAACAUAGUUUCAAUAAUUGUAAGUAUCGAGAUCAAAAAAUGAUUAAUAAUAACUUCCACUGCAUCUAGCCACGAACAUUAAUUUAUGUUCGUUGAAACACAUCAAUUUAAGUCUUUUAGUUCUUCAUUGCUAUUGAAAGUGUAUGAAAAAGAAAACAAAUCAAUAUGACUACUAAGCUACAAAAAUUUUCUAACAGCCGUAUCUCAAUGUAUAAAUAGUUGCUUAUUUCUGGUUGCACUUCACAUUUGACAGGUCAUUUUGUCAAAAAUGUUACCGUUAAUGUUUUGUACAACACACAAAAUUACUCGUUUGAUGUGCAUUUUAGCCGUUUUCGGAAAGUGAAAUAGAAAAAGGACCCGGAUCUGUAAUAUCAUGAAAAAACAUGAGGUAUAAUGUAAAAGAUUUUUUUUGGAUAUAAAUGAAAAGGAAAAGGAUUCAAAAGAAAAACGAAAGGUUAUACACGUCGAGCUCAACAGGAAUUAUAUACAGGCUUAUUAUGGUUUUAAGUCUUAGGAGCAGUGCUUGAUGUACAUUAGGAUGCUACAAGCUAGUAUCCAAGGCGGCAACGUCCCAGGGGCAGCAAAAUUCGAAGGAGUCUUUGGCGUUGUCAAACUAAAGGAAUCGAUAAGCAGGUUGGCUCAAGGAGAACUGUUCUGCAUGUUCAAUGAUUACAUGAAGGGAUAGGAAGCUGGAAGUGUACAAUGUUCAAAACUUUCGAAAAUUAACUCGUCUUAACGACCGAAGCUUAUCAUGUUGAGGACGAAGGUGGUCCUUGGACUGCUGUUCAGCUUGCCGCUAACGCUAGCUCAAACACCUUCACCAGCCAAAAAUGAUCCUUCCUUCUUCUCUAAAAUGACCAAUUGGUUAUUUCCUUUCGGCAAUACUGAUGACUUAACAACAUCUGAAACGAAUAGAUAUUAUACUAAUGGCUUUAUGUCUUUACCUCAAGCUGCCAAUUCAAUACCAGGUGAUACUAGUUGCAAUCCCUGCAACAAAGUCCCUUGGAUACCGGUGUUAGCAAAUUACGGGGAUAAUGCUAUAGUUGGUUUUGUUCAACCAAAUUCUAAACCUCCUCAGUAUUUACCGCCUUCAUCGUCUAUCUAUAAUCCAGUGCAAAGGGUUGAAAUCACCGGUAUGAAACCACCGCCACUACCUCAAAGCUUUAGACCACCUUCAAAUUAUGGUCCACCACCUCCAGAAAACUAUGGGCCGCCACCUAAACCAAACUAUGGUCCACCACCAUUAACACCGCCUGAAACGUAUGGUCCUCCACAAGCAUAUGGUCCCCCACCUCAAACAAAUUAUGGACCUCCGAAACCAAAUUACGGAUUUCCUCCACUUAAACCGAACUACGGGGCGCCGCCGCCGCCAAAACCUAGCUUUAUUCCACCCCCUAAAACAAAUUAUGCUUCACCACCUUUUCUAAAUCAAAUAGUUCCUCCCAAACCACAUUAUGGACAACCUUCCAUACGGACGUAUGGUGUACCACCGAAAAUGAAACUUAUACCUUUAAACCAAAAUUAUGAUCCAUACUCGUCGUCUACCCACGGCCUGCCGUCUUUUAUCCCUGGCGGUCAACCGAAUAAUUUUCAAAAAAAUUAUCCAUUACCAUCACAGGACUAUAGCCCUCCACUCGUAAACAGUUAUGGGACGCCAGUUUCCCAUACCAAUAUCCUUUCAUCCGAACCAAUCGGUAUGAAGCCUCCUCCUUUUCAACCGCCUUAUGAUAUCCCAUCUGUUAAUCUUCCUGUCGAAGAAAAUCCGCCAUUACCUGAAUAUCCUCCAAUAGGUCAACCAGUUAACAGUUAUCAAACGCCUCAAGAAAGUCAAGAAGUGAACGUGGUGGCUUCUAAAGAAAUACAGAUCAACAUUGAAAGCAGUAGUCACAAUCCUUCCGUUUCCAGUUACGAUGAUGCUCUGAAAGAUCAGAAUUCGGUAUCCGAUUAUGAAAAUCAAAACGGCGAACAAGCGUUAGCAUCGGAAGAAUCGAAAUUUGCACUGUAUGUUCCAGUUGCAGAAGGAGCCGUUAAAAAAUUAAACGAAGAAAAAGAGAAGUUUUCUCAAACAAUACAACCUUUAGAAAGAGAUAUAUUUAAAAGUGGAGAAGUUGAUGCCGUACAAUCGGUCAUACCAAAUUAUACGUCUAAUUCAUAUACGGGUGAUCAGGAAAUAACAGCAGAAUCAAAACAUACCAGUUCACUGCAAAUACCUUAUAAUCACAAUCCUGAUUACACAACUUCUAACUCUUCCGAACAAAAUAAGAGUUCUCGGUUUAUACCGGGUCGUGGUGGUCAGUACACAUUUACAUCAGAUUCUGGAUCCCUACAAAUAGCACCUGUACAUUUUUCGAGAAAUUUACAUCACCAUUCUAACAAUUUUAAUGGUUUUGGCUUAGCAACAGAGAGAACCAUGGCCAGGCAACAUGGUGGCUUUUAUAAAUUCAUCAACCCUAUACCAUUCCCUCAAUUAAGUGCAUCCCAAGUAGUACCAGUCCGUAAACCCGUCAACUUUAUUUCUAAUUCGAUACAACAAGAAAAUAAAAAUUCUCCAGUACAACCAAACAAUAUUCAAGUACUACCAAGCAUUCAAGUAGCAAGUUAUUUAUCGACCAUAGAGCAUCCAGUAACAGUGGUACAAUCGUCACUGAUUGAUAUUAAUGCAACGGAUGUAAAGUUUGAGGAAGAUAACAAAGUUGCCGAAAACAGAAAUAACCCUAUUAAUACAACAGUACUUAACACUGUACAAACAAAUGACAGCUUCAGCGCUAAUUCUAAAUUUAUCGCAUAUCCUACAAACUCAACUGAUUCAAACAGAGAUCAACAUAAAACUGAAGUAAUAAAUAUUUUGAAUUACCUUGCUGACUCAACACGUACUAAAUUUGAGCAUCAACAGGAAUUACACCAACACAAUACAAAAAAGAAUUCCACUGUUUUCAACUUUAGUAGUAACGCUAGCGAGUUCAAGCCUCCUCCAAUGGAUUACAGUAAUUGGACCCCAACAUUAUUAAAAGUAGGACCAAGCAUUCCCACAUCGAUGAUGCCACCAGGUAGAAAUGAACACGUAUGGUUGACAGCAAAAGGGAAAGAUCAAGUUCUUUACGAUCCGUUAAACAAAAAACAUGCCCAAAUUAUAAUACCUUACAUACCAAAGUCCCCUACACCUUUCAAACUGAAAGAGACAAUGCAAACCAAACGACCAGAUAUUAUGCCUAACACAAAUCCCAUGUCUUCUGUAUUGCUCAAGGAAUCUGUAUGGUCUCAGUUUACGAAGGAUUAUGCUCAAGAGGAGUCCCAGAAAAUUCAUUCCUCUGUUUUUACAGAAAGACCAUACGUAACCACGUUGGAUACUGAAACAACAUUGGUUACAGAGGAACAUAAGACAACGGUACACAGCAAUAGAAAUAAUAGCGAAUUACCUUUUGAUAUAAUUAGACUUCAAAAAAAUAUUGACGACUGGACAGAACAAGAAUUCUCAAAGAAAUUUGUAGACGUUAAUGUAGCAGACAUAAAAAAUAAAAUAUCCUCUACAAAAUCAAUUCCAUCAGUAUAUCUACAAUUCCAGCAAACCAAUCAAAAUGAAACAACUACGACAAGUUCAACAACAGACUCUAAAAUAUACACAACCCUCGACAAUGACAAGACUAUCUCUAAACUAGAAGACGAAAUAAACAAUUUCAUUUUGGAUGAUGACGACGUGACCACCACUGCACAAUCUCCUGUGACAGAUUCAACAACACCCAUACCUACUACACUUACUGAAAGUUUUUCCGUUGAAGAAAAACCAUUUUGGGAACAUUUACAAGUUUCAAUCUCUCCUUUGACAAACGAAAAAGUUUACGUUGUAACUCCAUUACCUCUGUCGCAAAAUAUAUCUGAAGAAAUAUCCAGGCAUGAAGUUUCUAGGAACCAAAAUGGAACUGGCGGUGAUGCUUUCAGUGUUUUAAAGCUUCUUUUCAGCGAAUGGCCACACCACAUUAAUGAUUUAGAAACAACGACAUCGACUCCUAAUCCCGACCCGAAUUUCAAAGUGGACCACUUAGAUUUGGUUAAUGCUGAAAGAUACACUGCUACCCCUAGUCUAAGGGUGGAAACGUUAACAGGACACUCAAAGGUUUCAAUUGGUAACCUUCCAUCAACAGAGCCGUCAACAGUUUCGUCACCAAGUGCGAAAAAUAUUACGAGUAUAGCGACAUAAAAACUUAUAAGUGACAUAUUAUAGUGCAAAUAGAGUUGAAGUGCAAUAUUUAUUAUAAAACACCAAACGAAUGGAUGCCAUAAGGACACAGGUAUUUCGGUGUAAGUGAUGAAGAAGAAGAUACAAUAGACUUGAAAACGUUGUAAAAUUAAUCGUGAUGGUCACAUACAAACAUUGUGUACUUAUUUAUAUAGGAUCUUAGAAUUUCGCGUUAAUUUAUUAAAAAGAAAAAUAAAUUGCAUGGGUUCUCAUCACAUCUCAUUGCAAUGGACUAUGAUAAUAUUAUUCAGUUUAAUAAAAAUGUACCUAUAAUAACUAAAGAGAAAAACAACAAUAAAUUAUUAAUAACGAUAAAUUACUGCCAAUUGAAAAGUUAAUCGCAAAGUUCCAAGUUAAAAGUAUGAGUAAAACUAUUUUAUUUAAUUGAAAAUGCUGAAUUUUAAGAAUAAAUGACGGAAAGUGUUUCACACAUAUUACUAUUUAAACUAAUAAGCUAUAGCUAGUUCAAAAUCACAAGAGCAAGAGGCAUUAACUGUCACUGUUAACUGUGUGCCUCGCUAUAUAAUCAGCAAUGAUAAAUAGUGACGGCCAUCAAGGAAGGGUUCUAUGACUGUGCAAUUCGACGCCAAGGCGCAUGAGAUUCUGAACUACCUCUACACAAGGAAACCCUUUUAACUAGUUUGGAUAUAUCAGCUACUUUACAAUAAUAAUUGUGUAGUAGUUGUAGAUAGAGAUACGGUAGGUAGAGUACGUAUAGCAUAGAAAGGAUGCCUUUAUGUCACUACAUAACAACUAGAGUUCAUAAUGCAAAAUUUCGUGUUGAAUGUGUAUGAGAAUGUUUCGAGACGUAACUCAGCUUAACAAUGUUUGCUGUAGAGCUUUUCUCGUAACAAGUAAACUUUAUUAUACCGUACACAUUCGUAUUGUAUGCAUAUACAUGUAUGUAUACUUAUAUAUAUUUAAAAUUGCACAUUCCCAAACACAGGUACAUCCGCAGUGUGCCUUAAUAACGUUUUGUGAAUAUGUGUCCAGUAGGAAAUGCAAUUGACGUCUCAAUUUGAAAAGUUUUAGUCGAGCAAUUCUACUAAUGCAGGUAGGAGACAAUAAAACUAAAAGCGAAAUAUGCAUUCUGACUACACUAAAUUAUUAAAUACGGAGAAUAUUAAGCAGGAUAAUUUGGGUAACACAAGUUUCGAUAAAAUGUAGUCAAUUAAUGAAUUGAAUUUUUGCAAUGUUUAAUUAAUUUACUGUAUUUUUUUCGAUGGCUUUCCUUUUACCAUUUUGAAUUUUGCUUAAUACGCUUCCUAUGUAUUUUUAUUAGACUAAAAAUUAUGUUAUUGCUGUUUCCAUAUACGGACCUUUCUACUUUCUAAAACAUAAAAGUUAGCAAUUUAUUUGUAAUAGAAGUACUUAUAUUAAUAAAUAGAACCCGAGAUAAAAAUGUUCAGUCUCUCAGAGUCUCUGAAAGCGAGACUCGAGUCUCCAUCUCUCAUCGAGUCGCUCUGGUGUCGCAGAGAAAGACUGUCGAGAGACUAUCAAAAAAACAAUUUAGCGUCUCUGAACAAGAGACUCGAGUCGCUUAUAGAGUGAUCCUCAUUUCGUAUCCAGUUUCUGAACGAGAGACUCGAAUCUCUUAAUAAGUGUUGUCUCGAUCGACAUGGUUAAAGUUCAUCAUAUUUCAGAGAUCCCAGUCUUUCUACAAGAGACUCGAGUCUCUCAA